Molecule: messenger RNA, 723 nt
Organism: Drosophila busckii
Lineage: Eukaryota; Metazoa; Arthropoda; Insecta; Diptera; Drosophilidae
Product: thioredoxin-related transmembrane protein 4-like
Exons: 1
Coding region: 1-723 (240 amino acids)
Source: RefSeq, a predicted model, not a curated record
AUGAAUAUUAAAAUAAUAUUUUUAUUAAGUGCAUUGUGCUUGGCCCACAGCAGCGCAAGCCGAGCCGAGGACCAAUGCCAGCUAAGCGAGCGCACAAAAUCAAAUAAAUAUACGCAACUCGAUGAUGAUUGCUGGGAACUCUUGCUGAAGGGCGAAUGGCUGGUGGGCUUCUGUGCUCCAUUCAUCAUUCCCUGUGUGACGUUCGAUCGCGUGUGGACGCAGCUGGCCGUGGAGCUGCAGCGGGAGAACUGCAGCGUGCUGGUGGCCAGCAUGAAGCCGGAGUACACGGAGAUUGUGAUCAGACGCUACUCGCUGAGCAAGCUGCCCAGCAUAUUGCAUGUGAAGAACGGGGUCUUUCGCCUCCUGCCAGUGUCCUAUGACUUGCAGGAGCUGAAGCAGCUGGCCUAUUGGAAAUGGAACGCUACGAAGCCGCUGCCGUACUGGCAGGAUCCGAAGGGACUCGUCAUCAGCGCCUACAUUGCCUACAUCAAGGCCAUUGAGCACAUCUACUAUGCGGACUGGUGCACCAUGGACUACGAGCGCGUCACUUGGCUGGUGCGCUUUGCCGUCCUGCUGUUCUGCUGCAUGUUGCUUACUCUCAUAUGCAAUGGCCUUGGCUAUCUUUGGUGUAAGUGCGCUGCGGCCAGGAAGGCCAAGAAAUUUCUGCCCAAGCAGUCGUCGCUAGUUGUGGAGCAGCCUGGCGAGCCAAUCAUUUGGAUUUGA